Messenger RNA from Caretta caretta (loggerhead turtle), 3821 nucleotides. It is a transcript of the gene ELL3, whose product is annotated as elongation factor for RNA polymerase II 3. Gene Ontology annotation, molecular function: cis-regulatory region sequence-specific DNA binding. Gene Ontology annotation, biological process: transcription elongation by RNA polymerase II; positive regulation of transcription elongation by RNA polymerase II; snRNA transcription by RNA polymerase II. The record is from RefSeq and is a predicted model, not a curated record. NCBI's taxonomy places the organism in Eukaryota, Metazoa, Chordata, Testudines, Cheloniidae. Gene Ontology annotation, cellular component: transcription elongation factor complex.
UCGGCCCGCCGGGCGUCGGGGGGUGCCGCAGCCCAGCCCGGCCCCACUCCCAGCCAUGCCGUGGCCGCGAGCGGAGCUGUCCGGGCGGCUCCGGUACCGGGGCGGCUCCCGCGGGCCCUGCCUCAGCCUCCUGCACCUGAAACUCACCGACCCGGCGCUGCGGGCGCUGCGGGACUGUCAGCGGCUGCAGGGCUCAGCCCGGCCUGUCAUCGCCUUCCAAGGGAGCCAGGGGUACAUCAAGAUCCCCUGUGCCCUGGGCAGCCCUGGGGAAGGAGCUCGCCUCUUCACCUUCUACCUGUCCCGCUACAGCAAGGACAAGCCGCAGGCCAGCUUCGACUGCAUCCGGCAGUACGUCUCCAGGCUGGGUCAGAACCAGUUGGACUGCGUGGGCAGCAUCCAGGAGAAAAUCACCAUCUGUGCCUCCGAGGACUCGUACCAGCUGACACGGGAGCGUGUGUCCCAGGCGGAGAAGGAGGCGUGGAGCAGAGCUGCUAUCGAGAUCAAGCCAGCAGCCCCAGGCCAUGGUAAAUGUGUUACCAUCCCGAAGAAGCUGGGCAUGAGCACCCCAUUGGGGAAGUGCCCCGCUGGGAGCCCUGCUCCAGGGGGCAGGAAAUGCAGCCCCAUGGGGACAGAUCGCAGUGUUCUUGUGAAAUGCCUAGUGCAGCUUCUGGCCCUGCGGCCCCACUGCAAACAUGAGCUCCUGGAGCGGCUGGACAGGGUGCAGAUCAGCCUGAAGGACAAGACCCAGCUGCUGCCCAUGCUGGAGGAGGUGGGGCAGCUGAACCCCUGGGAGAGCAGCUACAGGCUGAAGGAGGAGCUCUUUGGGCAGGUGCAGGAGGACUGGCUGGGCUACACAGCUGAGGAGCGGCAGGAAGUCAGGCAGCUCCUGCACAGGAAACAGGCCCUCGGAGCCGUGGCCAGGCCCUUCUUGGUGCCUCUGGAGUGCCCGUCUUGCCAAGGUGCCAGCAAAAGGCCCUUGGGUGUGAAGCGACUGGCACUGCUGGAUGCCUCGGACCCACAAGGGCUGAAGAAACCCUGUGCCCCAGAGCACCCCCCCAGCUCUCUGGGAUCCCACCGCAGACUGCAGGAGCCUGUCCUGGAGCAUCAGAGAACCCAGAGCCAGCAGCAGCCAUGCCAGCUUCCCAGGCCCAGUGCGGAGCUGCAGAGCUCAGAGGAGGAGCCGAGCGAGGGGGAGGGAGGCGAUGACUGGGAAGAGGGAGCUCUGCGCCUGGAGCAGCACCUUUCUGCCCUGCAAGACAGUGGCUCCCAGGCAAGCCUCCCGGCCUCCUUCGCUGAGCUCCCAGAUUACUGCCGGAAAUACAGAGCCAUCUGCUCCGUGGAGCAGCAUCACGCCUACGUGGAGGCAUUCAGUGCGGAUUACGCAGAGUACCGGCACCUCCACACCAGGAUCGGGCACGUGAGCAGGACAUUCAUCCAGCUGGGAGCUAAAAUCAAAAUGCUGCCACGGGGGACGCAGCAGCAUAAGGCAGUGGAAGACAGAAUCUUACAGGAAUACCGGAGGUUCAAGCAGACCUACCCCAGCUACAGGAAGGAGAAGAACCGCUGCGAGUAUCUUCACCAAAAGCUGUCCCACAUCAAGGGCCUCAUCCUAGAGUUUGAGAAGACAGGGGCUACCUAGGGGAGCCUGCAGGAAGCGCUGCCCGUUCUCCUUUCCCUUUGCAGGGGAGCAAGGGGUGGGGGUUAGUGAACUCUCCUGCAGUAGUAGUUGCAGUCCCCCAGCCUAGUGUCCAAUGCAGCCAUUUGACUGAUCUGGGGUGGGGUGGGGUGAGGGAGGGGCUCACAGGACAGAGCAUGUGGCUGCCACAAAGUACAGAGAGUGGGUGAGGGUCUUAGUGAAUUGUCCCCUGUGAGGUGCAGCUCCAGGUUAGGGGCAGCCUGUACCCUAGAGCUCUGCUGGGGAGGGAAGGCUGCUCGGUCAGGGCAGGCUCCCUGGCUUCAGGCUUGUAACAGCCAGCUCCAUGCAUUGCCCAGCCUACGCUGCCUGCUGGAGAAGUAGGCUUUUGCUAUCAAGUGGGACCUGCCACCUUCGUCACUGGCUUCCUCCCCCAGGCGCUUAGAGCAUGGCAGACCCUUGCCCAGCAGGGGCAAUUUCAAUUGCUAGAGCUAAGGGCACCAUGCCCCUGGGGCUGAGUCUGUGCUGGGGUUUGAUUACUGACACCUACCUGCUUGAGCAGUGUUCUGUAACAGGAGUUGAGGGGACAGGGAAGUGCCUCACAUUCCUUGGCUGUGCACCCCAUUGUUGGUGUAUUUCAACUCUCUCUCCCUGCUGCAAUCAGAACUACCCUGGGAACCUGCUGACAUUGCUACAUGGAACUGCAAGGUGUGGGGGGGGAAGAGAUGGUAAUGAUUGCUUAUGAAUGCAGGAGGAAAUGAGCAGGAGGGGUGAAGGCCCUGGAAGUUCUGCCUUGUUUCUGGUUUAUGGCCCUGGGUUAAACAGUUCAUUGUACAAUAUGGAGGCAUGCGUGGCUGUGCCCUUCAGCCCUCUCCCAGCACCUGCCUCGGCUCCUCCUGCUUUCAAAGUAACUAGCCUGCCCCAACCCAGCAGGAGAAACUGAUGUGUCAGGGCCUAACUGCAGGGCUGCAAGUGAUGAAACCCUUUGCCUUAAUUACCAGCUGGCCUCAGUGGAGGGGAUGGAGCCCUCACGCACAGGCUCUGCUGCCUUGUCCAAGGAAGUGUGUGCACAGCACCCUGGGGCUGUGCUGAGGGUUCCUAGGUGCUCUCUGUAAUAAUACAGUAACUACUAAGCCACUCAGCCAGAGUGCCCUGCUGCCAGGGAUAGGCCCAGGGUGCGUUAGCUGAAGGAUGGGCCUAGCUUGAGCAAACAGGAGCAUUAAUAUGAACACUCUACUGGCUAGGUGGGUAACAGCUAUUCAUGGCUGACAUGAACAGCUGUUACCCACCUGACCAGUAGAGCAUUCAAAGCCAGUGUGGGAGGUGGGGAGACCUUGUAAAUGCUAUUGUGCAAGCUACUGUACCUAGAGCGUGCCCUAGUAAUAAAGGUGUAGAGACCCAGCCAUGGUGUUUUGUGAAACAAGUUACAGGGGAGGAGAAGCCCUGCUGGAGUGGUUUGAGUGCAGAGCCAGAACACAGCAGUACUCAGAUUUACCAAUCCUCCCCUGCAGUUCUCUGCCUCCAGGACUAGGAAACCACUCAUCUCUCAUUCCUGCUGCCCAGCACAGUGGCUCCUACCUGCACCAAGGUAAAUACAGAAGGCCAUCUGUUCAUGGUAGUUCAAACACCUGUGCACAAAACCUUGGAAGGGAUGUAGGCUUGGAGCAGCCAGCCAGCAGGAGACAGGACAGCAGGCUACAGUCAAAGGCUAGCUCCUUAGCAGCAGGGUUAGGAGCCCUGUGGCCAGCAGAGCUGUGUCUUAAAGAGGCCAUUGUCUGAGAAGUAAGAGGCACCUAGAGGCUGGCUCAGCUGCAAUCUCAGCUCUUGCCUGCCCUCAAGGGAGCUGAGCACCAAGCAAAGUGCCCUGCCCUUCUAUCUGGCUGGGGGAUGCUUUCAUGGCUGGUCCUAGCCUCUUGUGGCACAGCAGGGUUUGCUCACACCAUUGCCACACCUCCGGCUACUUGCCAGGGAGAGCUGCUGUGCCUGCCAGGCCCAGCACCAAGUGAAACCCACUUAAUGUUUGGCACAGCUUGAGCUGCUCCCCCACAAAGCCCAGACUCAAGCCCUGGAGAUAGCUGCAGGAACACCAGGAGCAGGUCACCUGCAGCCCUGGGCUCUAGCAGACCAGGCCUGGACCUCAGGCAGGCUUCUUGCCACUUCACUGCCAUCUGGGGCAUUCAUGAUGGCA